GGCGCCCCCCACUCGCAGCGGCGCUCCGGAGCCCGGCGGCUGGGCCAGGCGGCGCCUCGGGGGCUGCUGCGCGCCCGCGCCUAGAGCUGCCGCCCCGGGGAGCCCGCCACGGCCGCGCCCCGGGCACGCUCGGCGGCGCCCAACGAUGACCGCUCCCUGGCGGCGCCUCCGGAGUCUGGUUUGGGAAUACUGGGCCGGGCUCCUCGUGUGCGCCUUCUGGAUCCCAGACUCGCGCGGGAUGCCGCACGUCAUCCGGAUCGGAGGAAUCUUUGAGUACGCAGAUGGCCCCAACGCCCAGGUCAUGAAUGCUGAAGAGCAUGCCUUUCGAUUUUCUGCCAACAUCAUCAACAGGAACAGGACCCUGCUGCCCAACACAACCUUGACUUACGACAUCCAGAGGAUUCACUUCCAUGACAGCUUUGAGGCAACCAAGAAGGCCUGUGACCAGCUGGCGCUGGGCGUAGUGGCAAUCUUUGGACCAUCGCAGGGCUCCUGCACCAAUGCUGUCCAGUCCAUCUGCAAUGCCCUGGAGGUGCCUCACAUCCAGCUGCGUUGGAAGCACCACCCAUUGGACAACAAGGACACCUUCUACGUGAACCUCUACCCGGACUAUGCCUCACUCAGCCACGCCAUUCUUGACCUGGUGCAGCACCUCAAGUGGAGGUCGGCCACUGUGGUCUAUGAUGACAGUACAGGGCUCAUCCGGCUACAGGAGCUCAUCAUGGCUCCAUCGAGAUACAACAUCCGUCUGAAGAUCCGCCAGCUCCCCAUCGAUUCUGAUGACUCGCGCCCCCUGCUCAAGGAGAUGAAACGUGGCCGGGAGUUCCGCAUUAUCUUCGACUGCAGCCACACCAUGGCAGCCCAGAUCCUCAAGCAGGCCAUGGCCAUGGGCAUGAUGACCGAGUACUACCACUUCAUCUUCACCACUCUGGAUCUCUACGCGCUAGACCUGGAGCCCUACCGCUACUCAGGGGUGAACCUGACAGGGUUCCGCAUCCUCAACGUGGACAACCCCCACGUCUCAGCCAUCGUGGAGAAGUGGUCAAUGGAGCGGCUGCAGGCUGCUCCCCGGGCAGAGUCUGGCCUGUUGGAUGGAGUGAUGAUGACUGACGCAGCCUUACUAUAUGACGCUGUACACAUCGUAUCUGUGUGCUACCAGCGGGCGCCCCAGAUGACCGUGAACUCCCUGCAAUGCCACCGACACAAGGCCUGGCGUUUUGGUGGCCGCUUCAUGAACUUCAUCAAAGAGGCUCAAUGGGAAGGAUUAACUGGACGGAUUGUUUUCAACAAAACCAGUGGCUUGCGGACCGAUUUUGAUCUGGACAUCAUUAGCCUGAAGGAAGAUGGCCUGGAGAAGGUUGGCGUGUGGAGUCCUGCUGAUGGGCUCAACAUCACGGAAGUUGCCAAAGGCCGAGGCCCUAAUGUCACUGAUUCUCUAACAAACAGGUCUCUGAUCAUCACCACAGUGCUGGAGGAACCCUUUGUUAUGUUCCGGAAGUCUGACCGGACCUUGUACGGAAAUGACCGAUUUGAGGGCUACUGCAUAGACCUGCUCAAGGAGCUGGCGCACAUCCUGGGCUUCUCUUAUGAGAUCCGGCUGGUGGAGGACGGCAAGUAUGGGGCGCAGGACGACAAGGGCCAGUGGAACGGCAUGGUCAAGGAGCUCAUUGAUCACAAGGCAGAUCUGGCUGUGGCUCCACUAACCAUCACCCACGUCCGUGAGAAGGCUAUCGACUUCUCCAAGCCCUUCAUGACCCUUGGCGUGAGCAUCCUGUAUCGCAAGCCCAAUGGCACCAACCCCAGUGUCUUCUCCUUCCUCAACCCAUUGUCCCCGGACAUCUGGAUGUAUGUGCUUCUUGCCUACCUGGGUGUCAGCUGUGUCCUCUUUGUCAUUGCCAGGUUCAGCCCCUACGAGUGGUAUGAUGCUCAUCCCUGCAACCCCGGCUCCGAGGUGGUAGAAAACAACUUCACUCUGCUCAACAGCUUCUGGUUUGGAAUGGGAUCCUUGAUGCAGCAAGGGUCUGAACUGAUGCCCAAAGCUCUGUCGACACGCAUCAUCGGUGGCAUCUGGUGGUUCUUCACACUCAUCAUCAUCUCCUCGUACACGGCCAACCUGGCUGCCUUUCUCACAGUGGAGCGCAUGGAAUCGCCCAUCGACUCUGCCGAUGACCUGGCCAAGCAAACCAAAAUCGAGUACGGAGCUGUGAAGGACGGAGCUACCAUGACCUUCUUCAAGAAAUCCAAGAUCUCCACCUUCGAGAAGAUGUGGGCCUUCAUGAGCAGCAAGCCCUCGGCACUGGUGAAGAACAACGAGGAGGGCAUCCAGCGGACCCUGACGGCCGAUUAUGCGCUGCUCAUGGAAUCCACCACCAUCGAGUACAUCACCCAGAGAAACUGCAACCUCACCCAGAUCGGGGGUCUCAUCGACUCCAAGGGCUAUGGCAUCGGCACGCCCAUGGGCUCCCCAUACCGGGACAAGAUCACCAUUGCCAUCCUGCAGCUGCAGGAGGAGGACAAGCUGCACAUCAUGAAGGAGAAGUGGUGGCGGGGCAGCGGGUGUCCCGAGGAGGAAAACAAAGAAGCCAGCGCCCUAGGCAUCCAGAAGAUUGGUGGCAUCUUCAUCGUCCUGGCCGCCGGCCUGGUCCUGUCUGUGCUGGUGGCUGUGGGAGAGUUUGUGUACAAGCUCCGCAAAACAGCAGAGCGAGAGCAGCGUUCCUUCUGCAGCACCGUGGCUGAUGAGAUUCGUUUCUCCCUCACCUGCCAACGUCGGGUCAAGCACAAGCCACAGGCUCCCAUGAUGGUCAAGACUGACGCUGUCAUCAACAUGCACACAUUCAAUGAUCGCCGGCUUCCAGGCAAGGACAGCAUGACCUGCAGCACAUCGUUAGCCCCCGUGUUCCCCUAGGCACAGGUUGGGUGGGGACAACAGGCCUGUGGCAAGGCAGAGGAGAGCAAAGGAGACCGGAUGGAACACUCAGUCCUCACACUGGGCUUGGGGACCAGAGCAGCUGCCUGCAUGCUGUGCCGGAAACCCUCUGCCCUCAUCUACCAGGAAACCAGCAGGCCCUUAGGCCCCUUCUUGGGCUACAUUCUCCUCCUGUCUCUUCUAUGGGUUUCUAAAGCUGCCAGCCAAGAUAGCCAAGGCCAAAGGAAGCACAUCCCUCUCUCAGGCCAGACUUACCCAUCCCAGUCCCUGUACUCUCCUCUACAGUCAGGAGUUUCUGCCAUGGCCCAACAGAGGCUACAGAACAAUGAAGACACUUAGACUGCCACUUCUUUCUCAAGAGCCCAGGCCCCUGGGCUCUUGACCGUGAGUCCAGGGACACAAACCUUGGCGCCUUACAGAUGUUACAAUGUGGCCGCCAGUGGGAGCCAAGGGACGCCAACAGCCCCUUGGCAAAAUCAAUGGCAGAAUGGAAAGGAGAAGUUUGGGGAUGAGAAGAGAAUGCACGGGUAGAAGCCACCAUUUUGGAUUCCUGUGCACAACAUCUCAAUGGUUGCCGCUUCUUGAGAAGGUCUCCAGGAAUACAUAUGGUAUAGUGGUCACAGCAAAUACUUCUCCACUUCUGUCCAGAGGAGAGAGGAUGCCUAAAUCUCUCACAAAUGAUACCCAGUGACUCAGCUGAUGUUCAAAAGGCCAGAAGAUGAACAGUGGAUUCCAUGAAAAUCCCACAGGCUUUUAGGCCAAUGGACCUCACUUUGUUGGUUAGCAAGCUGUUUACUAAGCCCUGUUGGCAUUUGGGAACCUGGGCUCUGUGCCAUCUACUCACUGGCACCUUCCUAUACUUGGCCAGUUGAAUUCAGCCUCCCUCUGUCAUCUUGCAAAGAGAAGAGUAGCCUCAGUUGAAGUGAGAAAAUCAAGUCACUUUUCCUGGAAAGAGACAGUGUCCUGUGUGUUCUUUGGGUAGGAAGAGUCAGAGGGAUCCAAAGAACUCCAGGCCUCCUGGACCUGCCAAACUUAAAGAUGCUCCCUGGAAAAAAAUGUAUGUUUUCAGUAGUAGGAUAUCAUAGCUACAGGGACUCAAAGGGAGAGAGAAGCUGCCUCCUGGAGGAUUAACCAAAGACCCAACACAGAGAUAUAAGGUUAUCUUGAUCCUUUGUCUCUUAUCUGAAGCAGUUACAACCUUGGGGGAGACAGCAAAGGAGAGGAGUGGUAGCCAGUGGAGGAUCAGCAAGGGUAUGGACCGGAUGAUCUGUGGUUCCAGCUUGCUGUGAAUAUUUCAGAAUCUGGGACUUUAAGAUUCUUUCAAAAAAGAAUGAGAAAUGAAGGGUUAGGCAAAAAGUGUCCUUAAAGAGAGCACAGUGGGGCCCACAGGCCUUCAUGGCCUGGGAUAGAAACUAGACUCUGCACAGAGGAAGGAGAGUUGGAAAUUCUGAACAGAAAACCAGGGGACCAGCCACCCCUCACACCUAAUACUGUUCCUAAUACUGCUAGCGGAGGUGGCUGCGCUCAACUAGGAAGAGCUAAAUUUCCAUCUCAAGGGGUCUUCUCAGCAGUGAGGGGAAGGAGCCUCUCUAGAAAAGCAAAGACCGACCUGGUGAGGUCCUCCAAACUGUGAGCUACAAGACUCCACCCACUGGUCCCCCAAAUGACAGCAGCUCUGAUUGGCUGUCUACACUGGAGCAUGGGGAAGAGGACUAGACAUAUAGUAGAGCCCCAAAUAUGGAAUGGUAGGAAAAGCCAUGCUAGUGUGAGCUUUGGGAGGUUGUGAGCACAUGUAUGUUUGCGGUAUGAGCUUUGGGGACUGGGGGUGAAGAACAGAUUUGGCCGUAUGACAUAGUCCAGGACAUGCAAUAACAGGGGAUCCUUUGGGACCUGGUAUCUGUAUGUGAAUGUGUAUAUGUGAGUGAAUUAGGGACGAGGGAGACAAAUCUGGACCAGCAACAGAGCCCUAUGUAUGUAAAAACAGGAGAAGCCAUGUCAGGGUUCUGGUGAGAGAGAGUGUAUGUGCUUAUGCAUGUGUGUGUGUGUGUGUGUGUGUGUGUGUGUGUGUGUGUACCUGUGCUAACCAGCAGAGGACUGAGGGCAGGAAACCCUUGCAGUGGAGCCAAAUGAGUGCAAAAGGAGAAGCCAUGUUGUUAAGGGGUCUGUGUGUGAGUUUGAAAAGACUCGAGUGUCCAACAGAGAGCAGGGGGAGGACACACAAUGCCUAUUGAUGUAAGGAGCCCUGUAGAUGGAAGGUUGGAGUGUGUGUGUGUGAGUGUGAGUGUGCUCAUACCCAUGUGUGGCCACACACACACAUAUGUCCCAGCUCAUAACAGGAGCAAGACAGACAAUCAAUCAGGCAGGCUGUGCAUCAGGUUCUGCACUCUUGUCAUGGUAGGGGUUGUGUGUCACACAUUGUGGAGGUCGUACACUUGGGAAGAUGGCCGAGGCGCUCCAUCCUUCUGUGACUCAAAGCUGCUAACUCCUUUGCUGUAGUUGGAGUGUCCUGUCUGAGGAGCAAACUUUUUCUUUUACCAUUCCUAACAAUAGAAUUCUAGUGAAAGUCUUUACCAGUUGCUCUCACCAACCACAGACAUCAACCACUGUCUUACAUUGUCUAGUACAAUUUCAUAGCACACACCCAUAACCACACUCAUGUUACGCACACAUGUGCUUUUGUGCAUGACACUAUAUGGAUGUGUCGUGUUCUUCUGAGGCUAUGCACUGUACAGAUUGUUAUGGGAGGGAAAAAAGAAAGUUUCUGGGGCAGAAAACUUCUUCAUCAAAGGAAUGAAGAAUGUUGGACAAGCGGAGGUGCCAUUCCAUUAGGGGAAUUCCCCCUGAAGGUACUGGCACAGUUUUUGUACUCCUGAACAGAAGUGGGAUGAUGUGCUAUCUGAUCUCCAUUCCAUUCGAGCCUUAUAUCUGGAGGUGUGGCUAAUGCUCAACCUCUGGCUGAUGUCCUACAUCCUAGAGACCAGCCCAGUGUGUGGAGUACAGUGGAGAUCACCCUGCCUGUGUCUGAACUGUGACUCUCCCUGGGUGCUGAAGCUGACACCCCAUCUGUGAAACAGGAAUGGAGGGUGGAGUACGGAGGGAGGUGUUCCUGGAAAGGAAGGUCACUCAUCAUUAAGUUGAGGCUGCCCCGCUGCCAGGAGGGUGUAGCUGUGCUGGAGCCAGGGCACAUGUGUGUGUGCACAGCACAGAGGUGCCAAGGAGUGAAAGGAAGCACAAAGCUGGCUUGGAUGGAGCAGAAGAUGAAAUGUACCUGACAGGUGCCUGAUUGUCCCUGUGUGGUCCCUCGGGACAGCCUGAGCAGAAGUGCUUCCCUCCCCCUCGAUGCCACCCUGACCAAACUAAGCAGCAAUGAGGAGGGAAGCACCCUCAUUCCUCUCACCAAGGCUCUGGGACCUCUGGACACUGAGUCCCUCUUCUGUCUCUCCCUUGACCUGAUGGUGACUUCUCUGCUGCAGACAGAUAAGAAAACCCAAAUGAAGGCUCUGUCUGUGUCCAGCAGACCCACUCUACAUGUGUUCUGUAAGAGGGAAAGUUCCCCCUUGGCCAAUGAGCUUGAGGGGUGGGAGGGCUGCCUCUUCUCAGUCCAGACUCUGCUGCCUCAGCCAGAAAAGCACAGCUGGCUCCUGUUGGCACCAGCCCAGGAUAGAUGAAAGGUCCAGGCAAGCUGGAUGUUGCUCCCUCUCCAUAAAGUCUGGGAAAACAGAAGUCAAACCCAGGCCUGCAUUCUCUAAGAGCACCCUCCAGCCUUCCCUUUCAGGGUGUUGCUGGGGGUGGGGGAAUACAGCAGUCACUCAGCAUGAAGAGGAUCCUACUCCAAGCCAUUUCCUGAUGUGUGCGCAAGCAUCUGAGAACAAGCUAAUGUCUGGAAGGGUCCAGAGUGAAUACUCAUCUGGAAAGAGAGGACCUAACAAAAUAGACAGCUGUUUUGAAUUUAACACCUGAUACCAGCCCAACACCAGGGGCAGAUACAAGAAAUGGGCCAGCUCCAUGGAUGGACUCUAGAUGGACACAUCUGGAAGUCUUAAGUUAGCAAGACACAUCUGGAAUGAGCUCAGCUGCUUACCACAUUUGGAGGGUCCUGCCCUCUAUCUCCACACCAAUUGGAAUCAAGCUCUCAUUUUGGUGCUGGGUUUGCCCUGGAGUUAAAAUUUUCAGAGUUGAGGUGGUACAUGAAGUCACAAAACUGUUUUAGGUAGAAAGUUAAUGUUCUAUACAAUAUAUAUAUAUGAAUGUAAAUAUAUAUAUAUAUAUGCUGUAUAUAUUAUAUAUAUGCACAGUGUAUAUAUGACCCAUAGCCCAUGUGUAUACAACCCUUCCCCACACAUCUGCACACAGAGUGUACAGAACCCAGCCAGUGUGGGUGGGGACUAGGUGACAGAUGGGAGCUAUGGCAACAAGUUCUGGGACAAAGUUUGCAUCACCCUUGGGAAUUGGGCAGGCCCUGCAUCCAGCAGCACUCUAGACCUUGACGAAGAGGACAGUACUGCAAAGCUGGACAGGACGUGGGGGCAGGGAAUGGCCAUGGGACCUUGUCCCACCUGGGAGUCCAUUUGGCAAGAUGCCUGGAUAUGUCUAAGAAGCAGUGUCACACUAGUACCUGGCCCCUGUGCCAUCAUCACAUUCGUGUUCUGGGGCCAUUAACAGGGAGUAGAAGAGCUGGGACAGAGGAGGCCUUCCCCUAGGCCUGCUGUCACACCUCCUUCCAAUCACUGAUGGGUGUCAGGCUCUACCUGUAACCCUCUAUGGGAGCAGAGGUCUCAGACUGUCACCCCACACAGAGGCGCCUACAGCUCACAGCUGGAAGAGAUGGUGUUUGAAGAGAAAGGCCUGAGGGCCUUGUCAGAAUGCCAUGCUUCAUCCUGAUGCCCGGGUUACCAGUCCUGCUUUCUAGGACAGAGGGCCUCAAAGCACCCCAGUUUGUCUCAAUUUUACAGAUCAAAACCCUGAGGCCCCUCAAGAGCUGGAAGCACCCAUUGACUCAGUCAAAGGCUAGACAAGAAUCUGUCCCAGCUCAGACACCCUCACCAGUUAGUUCCAUUUAAUGAAGGAACCAGAGAAUUGAGAGGCAAGAAGGCAGUCAUGCCUCAGCAGGGCCUGACGCCAUCUGAUUGCCCUUCCCCCUAAGCAGGGGAGCUGCAGAGAGCCCCCAGCAGGCUGCAUGCUUCUGCCUCUGCUCUGCCUCAUGUGGAUCCGUCUGUUUUCUGCAAUCCCAGUCCUUUUACCUGUUCAUGGUUCUGAGCAUCUCUGGAGUGUGCGGGGAGAACAAAAGGUCUAGACCAGGCUUCACUUCCGCACAGGUCACAGCCUACCCUCUGCUUCAGCCCCAAGCACUUAAGCGGUCAGUCUCUGGGGCCUGGCCAAGUGCAUCUGAAUCCAGCCCCUAAAUAGGGUCCUUUCCUGGCUCCACAGAGACCAGAGGUUCUGGGGGCCCUCAUGCCACUGUGUUCUGAAACCCCAGCCCAUCUCUAUCUGGGCAGACUUUCUGGUUGGGUCUCUGUGAUGGGGAUCUCAGUUUCCAACCCUGGGACUGAGCCCCAGACAGCACCAUGGGCCUCCCAGAGCCCUGGCCUGUCCCACUACCCGGACCAGAGUGCCUGGACACCUCCCACUCCCAUUCAACUUGGUUCCCACACACUGGUCGCUGGGCCAUUCAGGGGAUGCCCUUUGUGGACAUGCAGAAUUUCUAUGAAUAUAGUUUUUUGUAAACAUUUUGUAACAAUUUGGGUUUCAUAGUAACUGUGUUACUUGCCAAUCAUUCUAGGCUGAUGUAAAUAAAUUUCCAAACAAAUCCGAUUAUUUUCCUUUUUAAGACACUGUGAUAUAUCAAAGUGCACAGUUUGCUGUAUGAAGUAAUAUGGUUUUAAAUUUUAAAUAAAGAAAUGUUUCUAGAAAACAAGA
Cavia porcellus (domestic guinea pig) is the source of this 8842-nucleotide messenger RNA. It is a transcript of the gene Grik3, whose product is annotated as glutamate ionotropic receptor kainate type subunit 3. The coding region runs from base 146 to 2905 and encodes 919 amino acids. Gene Ontology annotation, molecular function: kainate selective glutamate receptor activity; transmitter-gated monoatomic ion channel activity involved in regulation of postsynaptic membrane potential. The transcript has 16 exons. Gene Ontology annotation, biological process: modulation of chemical synaptic transmission; monoatomic ion transport; synaptic transmission, glutamatergic. The record is from RefSeq and is a predicted model, not a curated record. NCBI's taxonomy places the organism in Eukaryota, Metazoa, Chordata, Mammalia, Rodentia, Caviidae. Gene Ontology annotation, cellular component: postsynaptic density membrane; plasma membrane; presynaptic membrane.